AAAAUUUAAAAUAUUCAAGAUGGCUGAUCAAAAUUAACGGAUUGCAUUAGAAGCAAAAUACAUUAAAUUGUUAAAGGAAGUUGAAGAGAAAGAAAGACAUGUUAAAGAAUGUAAAUUUACAUUAUAAUGAUUAGUGAGAGCAUAAACAAAAUAAAAGAAGAAUGAUUUUGAAAAGUUUGAAGAUAAUAUCAAAAGUUUAAAUAUAAGAGGAUAAGCAGUUGGUGAAAUAUUAAUGAAAAUAAAUGAUGAAAAAUGUAAUAAGAUAAUCUUAAUUAAGAUAUUUCAAAAUUGAAUAGUGGACCUAGAUAUGUUGUUGGUGCUAAACCCAAACUUGAUAGAGAGAAAUUGGUAGUAGGAACAAGAAUUGCACUUGAUUAAGAAACAUAUACAAUAGUUAGAAUUUUGCCAAGAGAAGUAGAUCCAUAAGUGUUUCAUAUGGCUCAUGAAGAUCCAGGAAAGGUUUUAUUUGAUGAAAUUGGAGGUUUAAAUGAUCAACUACGUGUUUUAAGAGAAGUAUUUAUAAAACUAAAGUAUAGACUAUUGAAUUACCUAUAACUAAUCCUGAAUUAUUCAAAAGAGUAGGUGUAAAACCUCCUAAAGGUUGUUUAAUGUAUGGUCCUCCAGGUACUGGUAAGACCUUAAUUGCAAGGUAAAAUAAUAAUAUAAAAUGAAGAGCUUUAGCUUGCAAUGUCUAAGCAAAGUUUUUGAAAAUAGUCGCUUCGAGUAUAGUUGAUAAGUAUAUUGGAGAGAGUGCUAGAGUGAUAAGAGAAAUGUUUACAUAUGCUAAAGAGAAUUAGCCUUGCAUUAUUUUUAUGGAUGAAAUAGAUGCUAUUGGAGGUAGAAGAUUUAGUGAUGGAACAUCUGCUGAUAGAGAAAUAUAAAGAACUCUUAUGGAAUUAUUAAAUCAAUUAGAUGGUUUUGAUGAUUUGGGUAAAGUUAAAGUAGUAAUGGCUACUAAUAGACCAGAUAUUUUGGAUCCAGCUCUUUUAAGACCAGGUAGAUUGGAUAGAAGUAUUAAUUUUAAUAUUUAAUAUAUUAGAGGUUGAAAUUCCAUUACCUAAUGAAUAAGCUAGAUAUGAUAUUUUAAAGAUUCAUUCAAGAAAUAUUACAACUAAAGGAGAAGUAGAUUUUGAAUAGUUAGCAAAAUUAUGUGAAGAAUUUAAUGGAGCUGAUUUAAGAAAUGUUUGUACUGAAGCAGGUAUAUUAUUAUUAUAAUACUCUUAGGUAUGUUUGCCAUAAGAUCAGAUAGAGAUUAUGUUAUUGAAGAGGAUUAUUUCAAAGCAGGUAGAAAAAUAAAAGAAGCCAAAAAAUUAGAAUCUAAACUAGAGUAUUAAAAGGUUUGAUUAUUAAUUAUAUAUAUAAAAAUUUAAAUAUGUAAACCUCGC
Molecule: messenger RNA, 1385 nt
Organism: Paramecium primaurelia
Lineage: Eukaryota; Ciliophora; Oligohymenophorea; Peniculida; Parameciidae
Source: the annotation of a GenBank genome assembly